Messenger RNA from Hyaena hyaena (striped hyena), 3314 nucleotides. It is a transcript of the gene SPRTN, whose product is annotated as SprT-like N-terminal domain. Lineage: Eukaryota; Metazoa; Chordata; Mammalia; Carnivora; Hyaenidae. Gene Ontology annotation, molecular function: metalloendopeptidase activity; polyubiquitin modification-dependent protein binding; single-stranded DNA binding. Gene Ontology annotation, cellular component: nucleus. Gene Ontology annotation, biological process: DNA repair. The record is from RefSeq and is a predicted model, not a curated record. The coding region runs from base 283 to 1740 and encodes 485 amino acids. The transcript is spliced from 6 exons.
CAGCGAGUCGUGGAUACUGCGCAUGAUCUGAAUGGGGUGUUGCUGUUUGAAGUUAGCGGAGAAGCGUAAAGCCGCAGAAUCGUGGCUUCGGCGUUUGGGGCAAACUCAGCUCUCGUUCUCGGGCCAGUUAUUCCUGAAUUCUCGCGAGAUCGGCGGGCUGACCUGAGAGCCGGUAACUCCUAGGAGCCGCACCGGGCGCCCGGAGCUUCAGAGACUUGGCGUCGCGGCCUCGCCCGGGAGACCGUUUGGCGACGGCUAACGUCGCCUGGGAUCCCGGCAGACAUGGAUGAGGAUCUGGUAUUGGCACUACGGCUUCAGGAGGAGUGGAACUUGCAGGCGUCGGAGCGCGAACGGGCCCAGGCGCCCCUGUCGCUGGUGGACGCGUCCUGGGAGUUGGUGGACCCAACCCCGGAUUUGCAGGCCCUGUUUGUGCAGUUCAACGAUCGGUUCUUCUGGGGCCAGCUGGAGGCUGUCGAGGUGAAGUGGAGCAUGCGAAUGACCCUGUGUGCCGGUAUAUGCAGCUAUGAAGGGAGGGGUGGCAUGUGCUCCAUUCGCCUCAGUGAACCCCUUUUAAAGCUGAGACCAAGAAAGGACCUUGUAGAGACCCUCUUGCACGAAAUGAUCCACGCGUAUCUAUUCGUCACGAAUAACGACAAGGACCGGGAGGGGCACGGCCCAGAGUUCUGCAAACAUAUGCAUCGCAUCAAUCGCCUCACUGGAGCCAACAUAACGGUGUACCACACGUUCCACGAUGAGGUGGAUGAGUACCGGCGACACUGGUGGCGCUGUGACGGGCCGUGUCGGCACAGGAAGCCCUACUAUGGCUACGUCAAACGCGCCACCAACCGGGCGCCGUCCGCUCACGACUACUGGUGGGCCGAGCACCAGCAGACGUGUGGCGGCACCUACGUGAAGAUCAAGGAGCCAGAGAACUACGCCCGCAAAGGCAAGGGCAAGGCCAGACCAGGAAGGCAGCCGACAGCGGUGGGAAAGAAAGAUCAGCCCACCAGAGGUGAGACCCAACCGUUAAUCCCUUUCAGUGGGAAAGGGUACGUCCUGGGAGACACGAGCAAUUCACCCUCACCCGGGAGAUUUGUCGCUUCACACGCCGUCAGUAAAACCCAAGAUCUUUUCAGUCAAGACCAGUCGGCAAAGGCUCUGAGACCUAAUUCUAAAACUGAGGUGAAAUCAGAACAGAAUGGUCCGAGCAGAAAAACUUCUCUAGUCUCCCCUGUUCUUACUGCCGGUCACCAAAAUGUUGUAAGCAACUACUUUCCUAGAGUAUCAGCUGUCAACCAGAAAACCUUCAGAAGUGUGAGUGGAUCGCCAGCAAAAAGCGGGACAGUCGGUGACCUCCUCCAAACCCCCAUCCCUUCCGGUUCUCACAGAAGGGUCACCUCCUCUAAGAUAUCCCUGAGAAAUUCUUUAAAAGCCCCAGAAUCAACCUCUGUGACCGCACCCCCGGACGGGAGUGGGCCCGAAGAGAGAUCGCCCAGUAAACGGGCCAGGCUCGAAGACAGGUCUGUUCUUGACCAUUUUUUCAAGAAAGAGAAAGUACAAAGUGGCGCAAACGAUCCUGCGUGGAGUUCACGUUGUCCGGCCGCAGCUCAGAGCUCCAGCAGCCCAGCCGUCAGCUGUCCUGUCUGUCAGAAAGAAGUCCUGGAGUCUCAGAUUAACGAGCACUUGGACCGGUGCCUUGAAGGUGACAGCAUCAGUGUCAAACAUGGGCGAAGUCUCUGAAAACCAGGCGGGUGUCACACACCGCGUGGCUGUGUCACCUCACUAGCUUAAUGCCAGCCCCUCAGGAAGUUUGUAAGGUUUGUCGGUUAGGAUCUAGUUCUAUUUUAUAUAUACCCAUAUGAGAUUAUAACGAGAAGUAUUUUAUGCUCAAAGGUGCUGCGUUCACUCCUGUGUAUACUGUAGCCCCGGUUUUAUUCUGCACGUUUACUUGGGGAAUUUGUAGGUGUUCUUGCUGUUAAUCUUUUUAUUUGCAUACCUUCUUCAGAGUACUCCGUGAGGAAUCCUGCGAGGUAUUUGGCUACACUGAGUACUUCUGCAGUAAUAUGAAAACUCAGUCCCGGAACUGGUGUUCAUGUCGCAAUGUCAGUACGACCUGGAGUACAAAGCGUACUCGUUGUUUCAGGGUACUCAGAGGUCUGUUUUCAUUUUUGUUUUAAUCUUAACAGGAAAUAAAUUUUCUAUAUCUUAAAAAAUUUUAUUUUUGUCAUCACUAAAAGGCGGAUUUUAGGUUCAGGCCCAUAAGGACUACGGUAAAAUCAGCCUCUUGCAGACGUUCUCUAGUCACAAGGAGCAACUGCAUUUUGUAGGCCGGAGUUGAGCGGUUUCUCAAAAUGUAGCCGAGUGAGUAGAUCCGGGGCUACGUGGCUGCAGCAUGUGCCGUCCCAGAGCUACCUCGUUCACUGCACAUAGCACGUUACCUGCAAACGUUUUAUGAACCUUAAGCCAGAGCUGUAAGCACUAUAAUAAAAACGAAUACCGUCUGUGCCUUUUGAAAAGUAUAAUUCUUUUUAGAAACAUUCCUUUCCAUGUUCCGGCAAAGAGACUAAGGUACUUGGGUCUGUUGACCUUCUGUCUGGGGCUGCACCUCUGGCUCUGGUAUAUUCCCAAGAGCUUAGGUCACAAGCUUUUGCUUUUCUCAACUAUGUUGCAACAUGACCUGCGUGUUCCAGGGUGCCAGAUCCAGGCGUGCAGCCGCGCGAGCCUCCCCAGGGCGCCGCUGGGUAGCUGCCGCCCAGAUCCAGGCGGGGAGCAUCGCAGUUCCUGCAGGAGGCGUCCUCACGGGCGCAGCGCCCGGAGCCCAUACCCACCACCUCCGAAGCGGACGCUGUCUUCAUCUCCGUCACCACAGGUCCGGUGAGCUUGGUUUUGAACUUCAUAUGAAAGCACUGUCCUCCCUGCUGCUGCCGCUGCAUGUCUUAAGUUCACUGCUCUGCGGUGCUUUUACGGAUCAGCCAGCGUCGUUCCUCCAUCCCGAUGCCACAGGUGCGACAGUUCCGGCUCGUUCUGGCCUGUGCAGGGCUGGCUGGCUCUCAGGACACUGUGCCUCCUCGUUUCUGUCGGGCACGUACGGUCCCCAGGAUUGGAGCUGCACUGUGGAUGUACGUCUCGCUUUACGAAAUGCUGCCAGGGGACCCCCGGACCAGCAGUGUGUAAGCGUUUCAGGCGUCCGUCGGUCUGAACACUACUGCCCUUCCUUUUUAUUUUAGCUUGUCUGGUGAAGUGCUGACAAGCUUUGAAAUUUCUUAAGUGUGAAGUUAAAAAAUAGUAUUUAAUAAAUAUGUAUGGAUAAAGGA